AUGGCAGCCUUAGGCCCCGGAGGCUACGGGCGGAACGAUGCACUUGAGAAACUGUCGUCUGUCGGAGCGGGGAUUCCUGCGCGGAGGGGCCAGUCCUCCCCGCCCCCCGCCCCACCGCUCUGCCUACGGCGGCGGACGCGACUCACAGCAGCACCAGAAGACACAGUGCAGAGCCGGGUGUCACUUGAGAAGGUGCUUGGGAUCACAGCCCAGAAUAGCAGUGGCCUAACCUGUGACCCCAGCACAGGCCAUGUGGCUUACCUAGCAGGCUGUGUGGUGGUGAUUUUGGACCCUAAGGAGAACAAACAGCAGCACAUCUUUAAUACUGCUAAAAAGUCUCUGAGUACUUUGGCCUUCUCACCUGAUGGAAAGUACGUAGUGACAGGGGAGAAUGGGCACCGGCCAGCUGUACGCAUCUGGGAUGUGGAUGAGAAGAGCCAGGUGGCCGAGAUGGUGGGCCACAAGUAUGGUGUGGCCUGUGUUGCCUUCUCACCCAACAUGAAGUACAUCGUGUCCAUGGGCUACCAGCAUGAUAUGGUGCUCAACGUCUGGGACUGGAAGAAAGACAUCAUUGUGGCCUCCAACAAGGUGUCAUGCAGGGUCAUCGCCCUCUCCUUUUCAGAGGACAGCAACUACUUUGUCACUGUUGGGAACCGGCAUGUGAGGUUCUGGUUUCUGGAAGUUUCCACAGAAGCAAAGGUUACAGGUACAGUGCCUCUGGUAGGGCGCUCGGGCAUCCUGGGCGAGCUCCACAACAAUGUCUUCUGUGGCGUGGCUUGUGGCCAGGGACGCAUGGCAGGCAAUACCUUCUGUGUGUCCUACUCGGGUCUCCUCUGCCAGUUCAAUGAGAAGAGAGUUCUGGAAAAGUGGAUCAACCUGAAGGUCUCCCUGUCCUCCUGCCUCUGUGUCAGUCAAGAGCUCAUCUUCUGUGGUUGCACAGAUGGGAUAGUUCGCAUCUUCCAGGCCCACAGCCUGCAGUACCUCAGCAACCUUCCGAAGCCUCACUACCUCGGGGUAGAUGUGGCCCAAGGCCUGGAGCCCAGCUUCCUCUUCCACAGGAAGGCAGAAGCAGUAUACCCAGACACAGUGGCGAUGACCUUUGACCCCAUCCACCAGUGGCUAUCCUGUGUGUAUAAAGACCACAGCAUUUACAUCUGGGAUGUCAAGGAUAUCAACAAAGUGAGCAAGCUGUGGUCAGACCUGUUCCAUAGCUCCUACGUCUGGAAUGUGGAGGUGUAUCCUGAGUUUGAAGAUCAGAGAGCUUGUCUGCCAUCAGGCUCUUUUUUGACCUGCUCAUCAGACAACACCAUCCGUUUCUGGAACAUGGAUAGCAGCUCUAACACUCAAUGGCAGAAAAAUGUCUUCAGCAGUACCCUUCUGAAGGUAGUGUAUGUGGAGAAUGAUAUCCAGCACCUGCAAGAUAUGUCACACUUCCCGGAUCGGGGGAACGAAAAUGGGAUGCCUAUGGACGUGAAAGCUGGGGUGCGAGUUAUGCAGGUCAGUCCUGACGGCCAGCACCUGGCUUCAGGCGACCGAAGUGGAAAUCUGAGGAUCCAUGAGCUUCACUUCAUGGAUGAGCUGCUCAAGGUGGAGGCGCAUGAUGCUGAAGUGCUAUGCCUGGAGUACUCCAAGCCUGAGACAGGAGUGACCCUGCUGGCCUCAGCCAGCCGGGACCGACUAAUCCACGUGCUGAAUGUGGAGAAGAACUACAUCCUGGAGCAGACUCUGGAUGACCACUCCUCCUCCAUCACGGCCAUCAAGUUUGCCAGCAACAGAGACAUCCAGAUGAUCAGCUGUGGGGCCGACAAGAGUAUCUACUUUCGCAGUGCCCAGCAGGCCUCAGAUGGACUACAUUUUUUCCGAACCCAUCAUGUGGCAGAGAAGACCACCUUGUAUGACAUGGACAUUGACAUCACCCAGAAGUACGUGGCUGUAGCCUGCCAGGACCGUAACGUGAGAGUCUACAACACUGUGAAUGGGAAGCAGAAGAAGUGCUACAAGGGCUCCCAAGGUGACGAUGGUUCUCUGCUGAAGGUCCACGUGGACCCCUCAGGUACCUUCCUAGCCACGAGUUGCUCAGACAAGAGCAUCUCAGUGAUUGACUUUUACUCAGGCGAGUGCAUUGCCAAGAUGUUCGGCCAUUCAGAAAUUGUCACUGGCAUGAAGUUCACCUACGACUGUCGCCACCUGAUCACAGUGUCUGGAGACAGCUGUGUGUUCAUCUGGCACCUUGGCCCGGAGAUCACCAACUGCAUGAAGCAGCACCUGCUGGAGAUAGACCACCGUGAGCAGCAGCAGCACGCAAAGGACCAGAAGUGGAGCAGCCACCCCAGGCAGGAGACCUAUGCAUCCAUGCCCAGUGAGAAUCACUCCCUAAACCCUGGAGAACAGACAGAGGAUGAGCUGGAGGAAGAGUGUGAACCUGCGGAGCUGCUAAAGACGCCAUCCAAAGAAAGCUUGGAUCCAGAUCCUCAGUGCCUGCUGACCAAUGGCAAACUGCCACUCUGGGCCAAACGACUGCUGGGAGACGACAUACCGGAUGGCUCGGCCUUCCAAGCCAAGCGCAGCUACCAGCCCCACGGCCGCUGGGCGGAGCGGGCUGACCGGGAGCCACUCAAAACCAUCCUGGAUGUCCGGGACCUGGAUUGCUACUUCACCCCUAUGAAGCCUGAGAGCCUGGAGGACUCUAUGCUGACUACAUUGGAGCCUCAGAACCUGGCCACCCUACUGAAUGAGUCAAAGAGUCCCCAGGAGAAUGACUGUGGGCAUCCUUCCUUCCUGCCCCUACAGAGGGAGCUUGAGGCCAGCAAGCCUAUCAUCUACUCCAUGGAAAUACCAGUGCUAGUCACGGGGACAGAGAGCAAGUACUGCAUCCAGGAAGUAGAUGAGGGGCCCAUUGACCAGCAAGAUGACUCCUACCUCAGAAUGUCCUCUUCUGGCUCAAAGGCACAGAGCUGCCCUGAGAACUUGGGGAAGUUGGAGACAGACCUGGAGUGCAGCUUUUCCGCCAUCCACUCCCCUCCACAGCCCACCCCCGACCCUCAGUUUGACAUGAUGGUGCCCCAUGCACCAGGCCUGAGCUCUGGAGAAGAAGAGAUGGUCCUGCCCGACGUUCCAGGCUUGCCCAGCAGCUCCUUGCCCCAGACCCCUGAGCAGAAGUUCCUCCGCCACCAUUUCGAGACACUUACCAAUGCCCAUCCUGAGGAGCUCUUCCACAGGCCACUGAGAGAUGUGGAGGCCUCCGAGGCGGAGGAAUUCUUCCUUAGUCCCCGGCUGAGCAUCUCUGCCCAGUUCCUCUCCCAGCUGCAGAAGAAGCCCAGAUUCACCCACUCCUUCCCUUCCGGGUUGCCCUUGUACCUCACAAAGUCCUCAGAGGUCAAGACCAUGGACCAAGGGGAGACCCAGCCCAGAGCAGAGGUCCCAAGGGCAGGCACUGGCUCCCCCUCCCUAGCCCGGACUAACGUCCUCUCUAGAGGGAAGACUGAGGAGCUCCUUAAGACCCUGGAGGCCUGGCACCCACUGACCCCCUGCCUCACAGGCCUGGUGCCUUGUGCUCCCUCCUCAUCAGUGCUGCCCACAGACAGGAGGCCUGCGCCACCUUCAUCUGUACCCACCUCAGGCCUCGCUCAGGGUGUCCACGUUCCUCCCACCCACUCCUACAUGGAAACCACUGCAAGCUCCCGUGCCAAGAUGGCACACAGCAUCUCCCUCAAGGAGCAUGCUGGUCCUGUUCUCGCUGAGACAGCCCGGCCCCUCUGCAGGCCCUCAUCCCUGGGGGAGCUGGCCUCCCUGGGCCAGGAACUCCAGGCCACCACGCCGGCAGCUCCCUGUUCCAGCCCUGAGGACCCAGAGCCUGACCUGCCCUCCUGGGGCAACCACGAGGCCCGGGCUGGUCCGAGACUGACCCUGACAAGCACCUGUGACAGGUUCCUGCUGUCCCCACCCCCACAGGAGCCACCCACCGCAUGUGCCUGGUCCCAGAAGCCUGUGGCUGCCCCGUGUUAUGCUACAGCAGUCAGCUUCCUGCCCCACAGCCCUGUGCACACGGGGGCCCUGCUGCUUCACGAGGAUGCCUUCCUCCCAAGAUUCCCUGUCCCCCAGCCUCUCAACUCUCCAACCCACCCUGAUAAUUCCCAGCUUCCAGAGACCAGGCCAGGGAUUCCUGGGAGCCCUACCUCCCUCCUUGAGCCUCCUCCUGAUGCAGACAGGCUGGCCCAGAGUAGUCCUAGACAUUGGGGCGAACCCAGUGUGCCAACUGGGGGUGUGCCCCCAGUUCCCCUUGAGCUGAGCAAUGCAAAGACCAUCGUGCACAGGCUGCAGACUGCCUUCCAAGACGCACUUGACCUUUACCUUGUGGUGGUCUCCAGUGGCCAGGUCAGCGCUGAGCAGCAGGAGGCACAGGCUGCGCUGGCUUCCACCUUCCUUUGGAUCCACCGCAAGUUGGAGGCGAUCUGGCUGGAUAGGACAGAGAUGGCACCAAACCAGGCCCUGCCCAGUCCUGGUCCCCCAUCUCCACCUACCCUCUGUCCACUGGCCAACCCUGAUUUGCGGGCCCUGCUGGAACACUACUCAGAACUGCUGGUUCAGGCCGUGCAGAAAAAGACAGGAGGAUACUGA
Elephantulus edwardii (Cape elephant shrew) is the source of this 4617-nucleotide messenger RNA. RefSeq names its product WD repeat domain 62 (gene WDR62). The transcript has 32 exons. Bases 1 to 4617 code for a protein of 1538 amino acids. NCBI's taxonomy places the organism in Eukaryota, Metazoa, Chordata, Mammalia, Macroscelidea, Macroscelididae. Gene Ontology annotation, molecular function: protein binding. Gene Ontology annotation, cellular component: mitotic spindle. Gene Ontology annotation, biological process: mitotic spindle organization; regulation of mitotic cell cycle; neurogenesis. The record is from RefSeq and is a predicted model, not a curated record.